This is a messenger RNA of Folsomia candida, 2079 nucleotides long. Its product is annotated as lipase-like. The transcript is spliced from 3 exons. The record is from RefSeq and is a predicted model, not a curated record. Gene Ontology annotation, biological process: lipid metabolic process. The coding region runs from base 65 to 1255 and encodes 396 amino acids. Lineage: Eukaryota; Metazoa; Arthropoda; Collembola; Entomobryomorpha; Isotomidae.
CAUCCUCUCUACUUGUACAUACAGAUUUUUUCCAGAAUUGUUACCUGCAUUUUAUAUUUCGACCAUGUUUUUGCAUAAUUUCCAAUUUCUUAAAAUAUUUCCCGUCCUCUUCCUUAUCCAUUCUUUGAGCCCGAUAUCUGCCCAAAAUUGCAGUUCUGUCCAUGUCUUUAAACAAUCCGACGACGAAUUAAUAUUCGCCCAGUUUCGCCUCCAACUUGCCGACCCUAUCGCACUCUUUGACGGCCCGACAUCCAUCUCCGCCGCGCCUAACGAAACGGUCAACACGAUCACCAUGACAACCGAGCAAAUCAAGUAUUACAAUUAUUUUUCGGCCUCGAUGUACUGCCCGACCUCCUUGGCGACGUUGUCGUGCUGUUAUUGCGGCCAAUUUAACGCUACAGUGACGGAUUUUGCGAUUUUUACGGAUGAAGAACUCGGCACGAAGGCGUUGGUCACGUUGCACAGCAGUUUGCGCGAAAUUGUGGUCACUUUCAGGGGGAGUGUCAGCUUUAUGAAUUGGAUCAUGGAUCUGACCCUUCUCCCGACACCAUUUGCCGGGGCAGAAGUUCAUACAGGAUUCUAUUUAAGCUUAAUGUCGGUUUAUAAUCAGGUUGUGAAAAAAGUUGGACUUCUGCUCCAUCGAAACCCGGGAUUUCAUAUCGUUGUAAACGGCCACAGCUUAGGCGGCGCGAUGUCGUCUCUACUCAUAUUCCUGUUAACGAGUCUGGACCAAUUUCCGGGGACGCACUAUUCCCUGGUAACAUUUGGUCAACCGAGAACGGGAAAUGUGAGAUUUGCCGAUUAUAUGAAUGCUCUCAAAAUUCCGAUGAGCAGAGUGGUCGCUAGGGCCGACAUAAUCCCCCACGUCCCACCCGUUAGCGCCCUCGGUAUCAUGGACGUUCUCGCCAGCAUUAAUUAUGUGCAUCACACUCAAGAAGUUCGGGCUACUCCAAGUGGUCACAUUCCCCCGACCUUUUGCUCCAAAAAUUUUUUCGAGGAUCCCACCUGUUCCAAUUCACUCGGGCCCAAGUAUUCCCUUGGGGACCAUGAAAAAUAUUUCGAUGCGGAUUACACCGUUUGCUACAUGGUCGAGGGAUGGUUGGGCAUCGACCUCGUUACGGUGAAGGGCUUCACACCCACCAACUUUAUUCCCCCGAUGCCCACCCCGAUGCAAGGAUUUAUGACGGGAUUCGUAGAUGGCGGGUAUCAAGGCGCCUUACCCGGGUUUGGGAAACGGUUUAUGUUCGAAGGUUAAUAGUCCAGAAUAUUUACACAGCGGAUUUAUUUGUGCUAGGCACCUAAUUUGCAUAUUUUCACGCAUUGCAUUGGUGAGAGACAUAGAGUUUAUUCAAUAUGGAAAAUGUGAAAUGGAGAUUUAGGCAAAUGAGGUGACACGCACGAAUAAUUCCACUAUAUCUAUAAAUAUGUAUCGGUUUCAACUAUUUAAAAUUUACAACAAAAAAUGGGAGGGAAUUAUGUAUAAGUAGUUUGGCCGAAAUGGUUACAUAAAAUUUGAUGACAAUGCGUAAUCUAAAAGCUUAUCAAACUUUCUCCAAACCAAACUUAGACGGAGAAAAAAUUGUUUUAAAAGAGUAGUAAUACUUUAAUUUUUAUAAAUUCUGCCGUAUUUAGUUGAUGCUAAGUACUCUUGUAACAAAUUUUUGACAUGUUAAAUGGUACAACAUCUUUUAAUUAUCUUUCAUAACUUGAUGAGCAGUUAUGCUCAAAAGAAAGAGUUCAUUUGAAUGAAUCGAAUCUAUCCAUGCAUCAAUAUAGGUAUGUAUGUAUGUAUUUUAAUGCGGCUUAAAACUCGGCAGAAACAUAUAUAUUUACCUAUUUCAAUUAGCUUAAACAGUGAUAAGCAUAUUUAAUAAGUAAAUACGUGCUCAGCAAAAAAUAUGCUACGAAUCUGUCAACAAAUUUUAUUACGUACAUACCUAUGUAAUGUAUCAUAUAAUAUGUUUAUACGAAUAUAAUUUAUAGAUUUGUGAUUCAUUUUAUGCAUAUGUACAUAUGUAUGUCCAUACGUACAUACAUAUAUUCACAAACAACCAGAUUUUAACAAAUACAAAUAAAUAA